UUAGCACCGCCGAGCAUGCCCGACGAUUGGCUAAGGAGUUGGGGAGAAAACCAUUGAUGCCUGAGCUGAUUUCGAGGACCCGGACAAGGAGAUCGGGAGGUUUUGUCGACGAGCGCACGAAGUUGUAUCUUGAAGAUUAUGAUAGGCGACUUGCCAUUUUUCUGGAAAAUAAUCCUCAAUUCAUGCCAGCAGAGGGGGAGCCGCUAAAUGCGGAUGUUGAUCACUAUAUCUGGUGUGAGGUUAUUAAAGAAAAAGGACCUAAUGGUUGCUUUUUUGGUGCUGGAAAUUUGGCGGCCAGCUAUAGACGUGGUGACCGCAAUCUGUUUCAAAGACUUCAGGAUGGAGAGGGUGGAUCGCGUCAACCAAAUCUGACACAGGAACAAACUGAAUUAGUAAGGCAAUUGGCGAGACGCGAAAGUGAGGCCCAGAUCGAGAUGAUAGGGAGUACAUUAUUAUCCAGCCACAGGAUUCGCAGACGUGGACCUCCUAGUUGGGAAGUUGUUGUUCUUGGGAAUAGGCUCAUUAAAUGCCUUUUUGGAAGUAGUAUUGUAAAUGUGGGAGUGUAA
Molecule: messenger RNA, 566 nt
Organism: Vicia villosa (hairy vetch)
Lineage: Eukaryota; Viridiplantae; Streptophyta; Magnoliopsida; Fabales; Fabaceae
Exons: 4
Coding region: 57-566 (169 amino acids)
Source: RefSeq, a predicted model, not a curated record